CUUUUCAGUUUCAUUUCCCCAGAUUUCGUCCCGGGGAAGAGGCGGGGCGAGGGAUAGAGCCAAAUUGCCGGUCGGAGAUCCAGAGAAGACGGACUCCGAGUCGCUUCGGUUUCGGUUACUUGGGUGGGGAGCUUGGACGCAACAGCCAGAGAUCCGGCGGCGGGACAGAUCGCCACCCCAAGAUCUCCGUUCCGUAAAGGAAACAAUAAAGAAAAGUCCCAGAGAACUAAAUGCCCUUUUCCCGGCGUGAUACUCCAUCUGACCGGCGCGCUCGGAAAAUUCGGAACAGACACUCUUCAGAUGAGGAGAUGGAUAACCCAAGGAGAAUGCAACAAAAUGGGACUAUAGGCACCAUCCCAUCACUGUUGCCAGAAGAAGCUAGACCUAUACCACACUUUGCUGCAACAAAUGUAUUUUUUCCAUCAAACAAGGAAGGCUUCGGGUUCAGUCCCAUAAAAAAAGAGGAUGUGAAUCAACUGGGAGAAAAAAACCAACCUAAUAAAAAACCAGAAACCACCUUAUUCAACCAAUACGAAGAGAAGAUCCGCCCUUGUAUUGACCUCAUUGAUUCUCUGAGAGCCCUUGGAGUGGAGAAGGACUUGGCAUUGCCAGCAAUUGCAGUGAUUGGCGAUCAGAGCUCAGGAAAAAGCUCAGUUCUGGAAGCUCUUUCUGGAGUCGCUCUUCCAAGAGGCAGUGGUAUUGUCACCAGAUGUCCCUUAGAACUCAGGCUAAAAAAGCUGCUGCCUGGUGAAAAAUGGCAUGGGAAAAUCAGUUACCUGGAAAAAAAUAUGGAACUUGCAAAUCCUUCAAUGGUAGAAAUAGAAAUAAGAAAAGCUCAGAACAUAAUAGCUGGUGAUGGAUUGGGCAUUAGUGAUAAACUAAUUAGCCUUGAAAUUAGAUCUCCAGAAGUUCCAGACUUGACUCUGAUUGAUCUACCAGGGAUUGCAAGAGUGGCUGUAGGUAAUCAGCCAGUAAAUAUUGGAGAUCAGAUCAAAAAGUUGAUUAAAAAUUUUAUUGAUAAACAAGAGACAAUAAAUUUAGUGGUGAUUCCAAGUAAUGUUGAUAUUGCCACAACAGAGGCACUGAAAAUGGCCCAGGAGGUGGAUCCAAAUGGAGAGAGAACACUAGGGAUCAUGACAAAACCUGACCUGAUGGACAGAGGAACUGAGGGGACAGUUGUGAACAUAGUGAGAAACCAAGUCAUUCCCUUGAAAAAGGGAUAUAUGAUUGUGAAAUGUCGUGGGCAGCAAGAUAUCCAUUCCAACAUGACCUUGGCCUCUGCAAUCAAGGAAGAGAGAGCAUUUUUCGAGAAACACAAAUGCUUUAGUAUCCUUCUACAGGAAAAAAAAGCCACAGUCCCCUUACUAGCCGAGAAACUGACAAGUGAGCUUGUGGAACACAUUUCCAAAUCUUUGCCUGCUUUAGAAGAGCAAAUAAGCUUUCAGCUCCAAAAAACAAAUGCUGAAAUGCAGAGAUAUGGCAAAGGCACGCCAGGAUCCGAUGGUGAGAGGCAGUAUUUUUUAAGAGAUAAAAUCCGGUGGUUUAAUGCAGAUGUUGGAAGCACAGUACAAGGAGAAGAAAGACUGUCUGGAAAUGAAGCCAGACUGUUUACCAAAGUUCGUAAAGAAUUUCAGAAAUGGGGCGAAAAAGUUGCUAGCAGUGGCUUAAAAAUUCAAGAAUCCCUAUUCCAUGAGGAGUGGAAAUUUGAAAAUCAGUAUCGUGGCAGAGAGCUUUCUGGAUUUAUCAAUUACAAGACGUUUGAGAUUGAGAUAAGGGAUCAUAUCACCAGGCUAGAAGAGCCAGCUGUUGACAUUCUAACUAGAGUUACAGAAAUAGUGCGUCAAGGUUUUAUGGAGAUUGCUAAAAGCCAUUUUGAAGAUUUUCAUUAUCUUCAUGUGGAAGCCAAGAAUAGAAUUGAAAGUAUUAGAAAGAAACAAGCAAAGGAAGCUGAAGCUGCAGUCAAGAUCCAUUUUGCAAUGGAGCAGACCUUAUACUGUCAGGACAAUCUCUACCAGUGGUACUUAAAAGCUGUAAAGGAAGCUGCAAAGGAGAAAAAAACCACAGAGACAGCUAAAGAAGGCACUGCAAUCGCUGAAACAGCUUUUCAUUUGGAGGCAUACUUCAAGAGUGCAGCCAAUCGUCUCUCUUCCCAAAUUCCCCUCAUUAUCCAGUACUUCAUCCUCAAGGAAUACGGAGAUAAGCUGCAGAAUGAAAUGCUCCAGCUCCUGCAGGAAAAGGAGAAGUUGAGCCUUCUGAUCCAGGAGCGCACAGAUGCUGCUGAACAGAGGCAGUUCUUGUCUGACCGCAUUGAUCGUCUGGCUCAAGCUCGGGACCACUUAGCAAGAUUCCUUGGCUAAAAACGUGUGCUGCUGCUGCUUCCGGAAGGCUAGUGCUCUAGGCAGCUAUUUGGUAGAUUACAUCUCUGUUAUUAAAAGGUGUGGUUCAUCACCAGCAAUUCGUGAAGCACCUGCUUACUCGCAAAGAACCCUUCGUGCCCUGCUGUGUCUUACGCAUUAAACUUCUCAAGGACAAACUGCCUCACAGCGACUUUGACUUAGAUGCCAUCAGUUUGAAUUGUUCAGGAUAAUGGAAGGGGGGGGAGCAAUAUACGUAGUAUUUUUUUGGUUUUCAAAAAGGAGUGUGGGUACUCAAAAAUUGAUAAAAUUGGCAGCACAAAAGGGUUGUAAUGGGCAGCAAAAAAACAGUGCUGUGUGGCUGAGUACUGUCACCCAAAAAGUUUUUAUGCUUGUAAGCUCCAUCAGAGGCAGAUUUAGAUCAGCUCAACCAGUUCCCCAUGCAGGGGCCAAGGGACACCUUCCCAAAGCCAGUAAGCGCUGGGGAGGUGGCAGGAGACUGACAAGAGCUGUGGAGUCCUCCCUGCCUCCUUCCCAGAACCCCACCUCUCUUACCCAACUUUGGGAAGGGGGAGCAGUCAUAUUUUGACCUAUUUUUACAAGAUUGCCAUGCUCUUCAUGCAAAGAAUAGCUGUGGCAAGCAGGCAAUAGAGGUUGUGCCUAAUUAAUGUGCCUAAUUGUUGCCAUUGUGCCUCAUUAGAAAGUCACAUUUCUCUGUGUCUCUUACUUGCUCUGCUUUAGUGCUGAUGUUUGCUAUUUUAGCUGUGUUUGCAGUUUGCAAUUUGGUAGAAGGAAUGUUCUGGGCAUCAUAGUCACAAGACAAGGUAAGAUGCUCAUACAACAGGAUGUCAGGAUGUUCUAGUUGGACGGUCGCCAGCAGGAUGUCUGAUAAGAAAGGGUAUUUUUGCUUUAUUAACACAUACCACAGCACCUUUAUAUGUGCUUUAUAUGGAUAUAUAACAGAAAUGCUAAGCGUUUGCAAGAAAAAGGAGAAGUAAUCUUAUAAGGCAGAGGGCCUUCUCGGUGGUGGCUCCCACCCUGUGGAACGCCCUCCCAUCAGAUGUCAAAGAGAAAAACAGCUACCAGAUUUUUAGAAGACACCUGAAGGCAGCCCUGUUUAGGGAGGCUUUUAAUGUUUAAUAGAUUAUUUCAUUUUUCUGUUGGAAGCCGCCCAGAGUGGCUGGGGAAACCCAGCCAGAUGGGUGGGGUAUUAAUAAUAAUAAUAUUAAUAUUAUUAUUAGGACAAAGGAAGGGUUGUGUCCAAGCUUAUUGGCUUAAUUUUGCUUCAGUAUAUGAAUAUGUAAUGCCUAAUGCUGCCUGGAAAGGGUGUAUAAAUCCAGAGUACUGAUGCUCCAUGCUCAGCCUUUUGAAAUUAUUCCACUGUGCCUAUUGCCGUCAGCAAUAAACUUACUUUCUGUUUUUCCAA
Zootoca vivipara (common lizard) is the source of this 3780-nucleotide messenger RNA. Its product is annotated as interferon-induced GTP-binding protein Mx2-like. Gene Ontology annotation, molecular function: GTPase activity; GTP binding; microtubule binding. Lineage: Eukaryota; Metazoa; Chordata; Lepidosauria; Squamata; Lacertidae. Gene Ontology annotation, biological process: synaptic vesicle budding from presynaptic endocytic zone membrane; receptor internalization; defense response to virus. Gene Ontology annotation, cellular component: synapse; microtubule; nucleus. The record is from RefSeq and is a predicted model, not a curated record.